CUAGCCCCAAAACAAGGAACACUCACAAACCAAAAAUUAGUCUUUUACUUGCUGAGCUUCCAGAAGCUCAGGAAAAUCCCCCCAACUACUACAAACCACCGCCCGCCCGCCCGCCGCCGUGAACAUCCGCCGUCCGCAAUGGAUCCCGCCAAGUACGGCGGGAAGCGGCCGUUGGACAUAGAGCAGAUGCCGGAAACCCCACAGCGGGGCUACCACCACCGCCGGGCGCACUCCGACACCGCCUUCCGCUUCGAGGACCUGCUCCUAUUCGACCCUUCCGACCUCGACCUCUCUUCCCUCGACCUACCGGCUCCAACUCCGCCGCGCACCGGCGUUCCCAUGGCGCUCGAUUCCCCGCCGCUCUCCGACGACUCCACGUCCACCGGCCCCGCACCGCCGCCCAAUUCGAGGGCCAAGCCGAUCAACCACCUCCGCAGCCUGUCCGUGGACUCUGACUUCUUCGAUGGUUUCGGACUGGGUUCCGGCUAUGGAGACGAUAAGCUUGGCGGGAAAGGGAUGGGGAUUGGAGGCGGAGGAGGUGGAGAGAGGAGAGUUCACCACAGGCAUAGCAACUCCAUGGACGGUUCGAGCUGUUCGGCGUCGUUUGAAGGGGAUUCUUCUUUUAUGGCUGAUGGUAUUAAUAAGUCCAUGGCGCCUGAUAGACUCGCCGAGCUUGCUCUGAUUGAUCCCAAGAGAGCUAAAAGGAUUCUUGCGAAUAGGCAAUCUGCUGCAAGGUCGAAGGAGAGGAAAAUCCGGUACACCAGUGAGCUGGAGAGGAAGGUUCAUACUCUGCAAACAGAAGCUACCACCCUCUCUGCGCAGGUCACACUGCUACAGAGGGAUACUUCUGGAUUGACUACUGAGAACAAAGAAUUGAAACUGCGGCUGCAAGCUAUGGAACAACAAGCACACCUUAGAGAUGCUCUGAAUGAAGCACUGAGGGAGGAAGUGCAGCGCCUGAAGAUAACAGCAAGUCAAAUGACAGCUAUGAAUGGAAACCCUUACCACCGGGGUCUCGCACCCUUAUUUCCACCACAGCAGCAGCCACCAUUUCCCAGUGGAUUCAAUAGCAGGAACCAAACCGAGCAGCAGCAACAGGGCCUUCCGCCACAGUCUCCUCCAAACAACGGGGCGCCCCGCCCUGGCUUCUCGAGCUUCAGCAGACAGAGGGUGUAGUUAGACUCUGCAGAAGAAAAUCUUUACUUUGGGUUUGGAAUUCCACAUUUUACGAGGCUAGAGUUGGGUAGAUUCAACACCACAGCGAGUAAGUAGCAUCCUGUAUAUGCCAGAGUAUGUAGAGAUAUAGAUGCAGCAGGGGGUAAAAGUUAUGAGAGAUUGGGGGGAAUUACUAUAAGACAAUUUUACUUGUCAUAUCAGAUACAACUGAUGUCUUAGUCACUUGGCAAUUGAACGAGGUUUGAUUAACCAAUUAUCGUCCUGUACUUUAUGUAUUUGUAGGACGUACAAUUAGUGGCAUAAACUUUGAGGUGGGAUUUGGUAUGAACGAACCUCGCCUCAUUAUAUAUCUGGCGGACACAGCCUUGGGUAUAGAACAUCUCGCAAUCUCCUAUUGUUGCUUGUGUGGAACAGCUGAAAUGGUAGGGAGACGUCAUCACCGAUGUUUGCCUGUGCAGCUGCACCAUAAUCUUUCAGCAUGCCAGCGUUGUUCCUUUGCAUUGGUGGAUGGAGUCUGAUUUAAUUCGGAAAUCGCAUGAAAGGACAAUCCAAUGAUGUUUGAUGAGGCUAUCGUUCUGUCCAAAAUCGUCGAUGGUGGUCGAGAUCUGGUUUUGGAUGAUGAGGUUGAUAGAUCAAGUGAAAAGACACCAUUGAUGUUUUUUUCUUCUUCUUUCUCCUGAGACCAUCUCAGCAGAGAAGGUAGUGAAAACUAGUAAUGUCAUUUUCAAUGCGUCCAAUCGUUGUUAGGUGGUCAGGUCAUUUCCGCCUAAUUCUGUGGCCUAAUAGUUACUGACUGUCGAUAGUCAUUGACUCGUUCGAUUGAGCAAUUUUUCUCGUCUUCCACUCAUGGAGAAGAGUCGGGUAAUUCCUACUGUUCAAUACUUCAGUCCAGUAACUUUAGUUAACUGUUGAAC
This is a messenger RNA of Linum tenue, 2090 nucleotides long. The record is from the annotation of a GenBank genome assembly. Lineage: Eukaryota; Viridiplantae; Streptophyta; Magnoliopsida; Malpighiales; Linaceae.